Miscanthus lutarioriparius is the source of this 1557-nucleotide messenger RNA. The record is from the annotation of a GenBank genome assembly. NCBI's taxonomy places the organism in Eukaryota, Viridiplantae, Streptophyta, Magnoliopsida, Poales, Poaceae.
AUGGAGGACUGGGUCUACUAUUCGCUCUCCAUGACCAUUUGCAUUGCCCUGUCCUUCCUUCUCUCCUCCAUCCGGCCAGCCACCGGAAAGCCGGCGGCCAAGCCUUCCCUUCCACCGGGACCAACGGCGCUGUCGCUGCUACUUGGCCCUCUCCUCUUGCUAGCUUGGACAACCUUCAACAUUGAGCCAAUUAUCCGCCUUGCCCGGUCCUGGUACGGCCCCGUCUUCACUAUCUAUCUCCUCCCUUCUUUCCCAGUGAUCUUUGUCGCCGAUGGAGCCACGGCACGCCGUGUCCUGGUGCAGUGCGGCGCAGCGUUCGCUGACCGGCCACCGGUUAACCUUGCCACCCGGAUAUUUAACGGUGAUCAGCGCAGCAUUACCACCGGUACAUAUGGACCCCUCUGGCGCGUGCUCCGGCGUAACCUCAGCGGCAAAGCCCUCCACCCAUCGUCCCUCCGCCGGUAUGCUGCAGCUCGCAGAGCCGCCGUUUCCGGCCUCACUGCCGGCAUCACACAGCAAAUGCACAAUGAAGCAGGGGGUGGCAGGGCAGUAGUCGUUAUCCAAGGACUGCUGCACCACGCCAUUUUCCAUGUUUUUGCCAGGAUGUGUUUCGGCGAGGGACACGGUGAUGGCGUGGUAGCGUCCAUCACGGCGCUGCAGAGGGAGUUCUUGUCGGCGGUGGUCGGCUUUCAGGUGCUAGGUGUGUGCCCGCCGCUCACCAAGCUCGUGUUCCGGCACCGGUGGAAGAAGAUGCUGUCCUUGCGGCGGCGGCAGGAGGAGGUGUUCAUCCCUCUGAUACGUGCACGCCAGGCACGACGCGACGCCAGCGGUGACAACUUCGCUGUGGAUUGCUACGUCGACUCACUCCUCGGCCUCCGUAUCCCUGAGGACGGCGGCAGAAACCUGACGGAGAGCGAGAUGGUGAGCCUGUGCUCCGAGUUCUUGUCCGGGGGACCCGACUCGACGGUCACGGCGCUGCAAUGGACCAUGGCAAACCUCGUUGCGCAACCGGAGAUCCAGGCGAAGCUCCGCGCUGAGAUACGCCACGUGGUCGGCGCGGAGGCACGCAUCCAGGACGAGCACCUGCCGCGCAUGCCCUACCUCCGGGCCGUCGUACUGGAGGGGCUCCGGCGGCACCCGCCCAGUCGCUUCACGCUGCCACGCGCGGCGACCGAGGGUGGCGGCGCGUUGCUCGACGGCUUCAGCGUGCCAAGGCAUGCGUUGGUGAACUUCAUGCUGGGCGGCAUGGCGAUGGACGAGGCUGUGUGGCGAGACCCGAAGCAGUUCCGCCCGGAGCGAUUCCUUCCCGGAGGCGAGGGUGAGGACGUGGACCUGACCGGGAGCAAGGAGAUCAAGAUGAUGCCGUUCGGCGCCGGGCGGAGGAUCUGCCCUGGCAUUGACGUGUCGCUACUCCACCUCGAGUUCUUCGUGGCCAAUCUGGUGAAGGACUUCGAGUGGAGGGAGGUGCCCGGAGAGCCGGUGGAAUUUGGCGAGAGGCUGGAGCUAACCACGGUGAUGCGACGGCCCCUCCGUGCCUUGGUUAUCCCAUGCUGUUAG